AUUGGUUCCAAGUCUGACAUGACAUCUCUCAAGGAUCAGAUGAUUGUGAAUCUUCUUAAGGAAGACCAGGUUCCCCAAAAUAAGAGUACAGUUGUUGGGUUUGGUGCUGUUGGCAUGGCCUGUGACAUCAGCAUCUUAAUGAAGGACUUGGCAGAUGAACUUGCUCUUGUUGAUGUCAUGGAAGACAAAUUGAAGGGAGAGAUGAUGGAUCUCCAACACGGCAGCCUUUUCCGCAGGACACCAAAAAUCGUCUCUGGCAAAGACUAUAAUGUAACCAUGAACUCUAAGCUGGUCAUUAUCACAGCUGGAGCUCGUCAGCAAGAGGGAGAAAGCUGUCUUAACCUGGUCCAGUACAAUGUCAAUAUAUUCAAAUUCAUCAUUCCUAAUGUUGUAAAAUACAGCCCAAACUGCAAGUUGCUUAUUGUUUCCAAUCCAGUGGAUAUCUUGACCUAUGUGGCUUGGAAGAUAAGUGGCUUUCCCAAAAACCAUGUUAUUGAAAGUGUUUGUAAUCUGGAUUCAGCCCGGUUCCAUUACCUGAUGGGGGAAAGGCUGAGAGUUCACCCAUUAAGUUGUCAUGGGUGGGUCCUGGGGGAGCAUGGAGACUCCAGUGUGCCUGUGUGGAGUGGCGUGAAUGUUGCUGGGGUCUCCCUGAAGAAUCUGCACCCGAAUCUUGGUACUGAUGCAUACAAGGAGCAGUGGAAGCAGGUUCAUAAACAGGUGGUGGACAGUGCUUACAAAGUGAUCAAGCUGAAAGGCUACACAUCCUGGGCCAUUGGCCUAUCUGUAGCAGACUUGGCAAAGAGUAUAAUGAAGAAUCUUCGGCAGUUACAUCCAGUUUCUACCAUGAUUAAGGGUGUUUAUGGAAUAAAGGACGAUGUCUUCCUUAGUGUUCCUUGCAUCUUGGGACAGAAUGGAACUUCAGAUGUGGUGAAGGUGACUCUGACACCUGACGAAGUGGCCCGUUUGAAGAAGAGUGCAGACACACUUUGGGGGAUCCAGAAGGAGCUGCAGUUCUAAACUCUUG
Tupaia belangeri chinensis (Chinese tree shrew) is the source of this 1024-nucleotide messenger RNA. Its product is annotated as L-lactate dehydrogenase A chain. Gene Ontology annotation, molecular function: L-lactate dehydrogenase (NAD+) activity. The coding region runs from base 19 to 1017 and encodes 332 amino acids. The transcript has a single exon. NCBI's taxonomy places the organism in Eukaryota, Metazoa, Chordata, Mammalia, Scandentia, Tupaiidae. The record is from RefSeq and is a predicted model, not a curated record. Gene Ontology annotation, biological process: lactate metabolic process; pyruvate metabolic process. Gene Ontology annotation, cellular component: cytoplasm.